Messenger RNA from Frankliniella occidentalis (western flower thrips), 6882 nucleotides. RefSeq names its product C3 and PZP-like alpha-2-macroglobulin domain-containing protein 8. Gene Ontology annotation, cellular component: extracellular region. Bases 162 to 5891 code for a protein of 1909 amino acids. Lineage: Eukaryota; Metazoa; Arthropoda; Insecta; Thysanoptera; Thripidae. The transcript is spliced from 15 exons. Gene Ontology annotation, molecular function: endopeptidase inhibitor activity. The record is from RefSeq and is a predicted model, not a curated record.
CCACUUGGUGUGUUCCAGGGCGUGGUAUUAUCCCGCUUCACAUCCCCCAGGACGCGUCGGGCCUGUGCACGCUGCAGACGGUGGUGGAGUGCGAGUCCGUGCCCGCGCCAGCUGCAGCGCCAGCGGGGCCCUGCCCGCUCACCGCCACCGCUGACCUCCGGAUGCUGCCGCCCGUGCGCGACGUGAUCGUGCGCGCGGACCGCGUGCACGCCGCUCCCGGCGACUCGGUUGGCUUUUGGAUCCUCGCGCUGAGCCACGCCAUGACGCUGCCGUCGGACGUGCUGGCGAGCGUGUCGGUCCGCGACCCGGCCGGCACCAAGGUGGCCGUCUGGGAGGACGUGGCUCUGGACCAGGGCGUGCGCAGCUUCUCGUUCACGCUGUCGCCCGGCGCCGCGCUCGGUCGCUGGCGGCUCGAGGUGGCCGUCGAGGAGUCGUCGUUCGGCGCGGACCUGAACGUGUCGCUCUCCGGCCCGGACGAGUCCUGGAGCUGGGGCUGGGGGUGGUCUCUGGGGCGGCCGGCGGCCCCGCCGCUGCCCCAGCAGCCGACAGGCGCCGCGGCGUCGCCCGAGGUCGCCAUGGCCGAGGAGCACUUCGUGGAGCUGCGCUUCGGCAACGGCAUGCGCCGCGUGUACAAGCCCAACAUGCCCUUCAUCGGCAAGGUGGAGGCCGUGAGCUCGGAGCGGUCGGUGCGCGUGCGCAUCAAGCUCUACGACAACACGACGGCCAUCUACAGCCAGGACGUGGAGAUCAGCAGCGGCGAGGCCACCUUCGUCGUGCCCUCCAUCAUGGCGGACAGCAUGCGCAUCACGAUGCAGGCCGAGCUCGUGUCGGUGGAGGGCAAGGAGAUCGAGUCGCACUACGUCCUCGCGCGUGAGGACAUCUACCGCUGGAACUCGACGUCGCGCUGCUUCCUGCUCGUGGAGGGCGUCGAGAAGACGAUGGAGGUCGGCGAGGAGGCGCGCGUGCGCGUGCUGUCCACGUGCCCGUGCCGCGCCGACCUGCACUACGUGGUGACGACGCAGGGCCACGUCACCUUCUGGAGCGACCGCCAGGGCAGCACCGUCGAGACGACGGACGCGGGUGGUGCCGUCUGCCAGACCAACAUCUCGUUCACCGUGGACGCCACCAUGGCGCCCGUGAGCCGGCUGCUGGUGUACUACGUGACGGCCGGUGGCGAACCCGUCAGCGAUGUGACGACCUUCGACGUCCGACUCCUGGACAAGCGGAUGUCCAUCAGCUUCGAGCAGAAAUCAUCCUGGUCGCCGGGUGAAGCUAUGGACGUGGAGGUCCUUGCCGAGGAGAACGCCCUCAUCUGCCUGGUGGGCGGUAGAGUGCCGAACAAGAGCCCCAGUGCGGUGGUGACCGCGAGCAGGCCCAGCAGCCGGGCCGUGGACUUCCUGGACGCGGGGCUGAGCCUGUACGAGCGGCAGUGCGUGACGCAGGGUCGGGGCGGCGCCGAGCUGCGCUUCCACCAGGCGCGCUCGCAGCCCCAGGGCCAGGACGCGCUCAGCGGGCUGCGGCGGCUGCAGCUGGACCAGCUGUGGCUAUGGCGCUGCCUCAACUACAGCAGCCGCGUGGCCUCUGAGGGCGUGACGCUGACCGUGCCGGAGGGCGCGGGCCAGUGGACGCUGUGGGGGCUGUCGCUGUCCCCCACCGCCGGCCUGCGCUUCAGCGACGCCACCACCUUCACCGUGUUCCGCCCGCUCGGCGUGGACUUCCGCCUGCCGCGCUCCCUGCGCGUCGGCGAGGUGCUCGAGGUCGGCGUCAAGAUCGCCAACAACCUCAACUCGUGCGUCGAUGUCUCUGCGCUGCUGUCUCUGAGGGACGGCGCGCACUUCCAGAGCAGCGGCCUGGGCUUCGUGUCCGAGCGCCUCCGCCUCGGGCCCCACGGAGCCACGUCGCUGGUCGUCCGCGUGCAGGCCACGGCACAGUCCAGCAACAACCUGACGGCCGAGGUGGUGGCUCACGCGGCCAGCAGCUGCCAGGCGCCCGCCGUGUACGGCCCCGAGUCGGACGCGACGGCCAAGGUGGUGCGCUCCGCGCCUUUCCGCGUGCAGCCGGAGGGCCUGACCCGCCUGCACACCGAGAGCGCCUACUUCUGCGCCAACGAGCGCGUCAUGAUCUCCACGACGGACAACUUCCGGUUCGACUUCGUGGCCGCUCCCCGCAACCGCGAGGCCAUCGUCCUGGAGGUGCGCGCCGGCCAGGGGGCGCGGGUCGCGCUCUCGGACCAGGCGGCGCCCACCGACUGGAUGUACCAGGUCGUCAUCGGGGAUGCCGACAACACCAUCUCUUGGAUCGGCAGGGGCAAGCACGAGUACUCGGUGCAUUUGUCAUCGGCAAAGACGCCCAACAUCCUGUCGUCCGUCAAGGGCCGCACGUUCUGGGUGUCGUGGGAGCAGAACACGGUCCGCUUCGGUCGCGGCGCCAUCGUGGGCAAGGACAUCCUCCUCAAGUGGCGCCUCAUCAAGAAGAUGAAGGUCAACUUCGUGGGCUUCGCUUCGAGUUGGGGCCAGACCGCCGACUUCAGGGUGUGGAACUUCAACGACGAGGCGGGCUACUCCCAGGUGCUGCACCUCGACGUGCCGCGCUCGGUCGUGCCCGGCUCGGAGCGCGGCACGCUGCUCGUGGCGGGCGGCAUGGCGCUGCCGGGGGCGGGCGUCGGGGCGGGGCACUCCAGGGCGGGCGGCCCGCAGCUGCAGCACACCGAGCAGCAGCAGCAGCAGCAGCAGCAGCAGCAGCAGCAGCAGCAGCAGGACUCGGACAUCGGGCUGCAGCAGCCACUGCCUGGCCGGGAGGCCGGCGAGAGCAGCAGCCUGGCCGCGACGGUGUCGGCUUUCGCGGCGCUCCCCAGUCUGCGCCAUCUGCCUUCAAACAGCUCCAGCUCGGCCGAGUACCAGCGUCGCGUCCUCGACUCGCUGCGGCUCCGGUUGCAGGACCUGGUCGCCUUCCUGCACCCGGACGGCUCCUUUGGGGAUCACAAGAGCCACGGCAGUCACAGGAGCACGGUGGCGGUGCUGGAGCUGCUCACCGAGGCCCAGGCGUACUUCUCGGUGGACGCGGAGCUGGUCGCGGCCACCAAGCGCUGGGUCCAGUCGCGCCAGGACGCGGACGGAAGCUUCGCGCCGCCGCUCGCCGACCUCCGGGACGGUGCCGAGGACGUGUCGCCCGCCCCCACGGGUUCCACGACCACCACGACGCAGGCCCCCGACGACGCUGCGACCAGCAACGCGUCAACGCCCGCGUCCCUGGAACUAGAGCAGCGCAUCGAGACGACGGCGGAGACCCUUGUGACGCUGCUGGAGGUUGGAGUCGAGAACGAUCGUGACUCUGAGGCCGUGGUUCGCGCACGCUACUUCCUGGAGCGCCACCUGUACGCGCCCCGCGGCCCCGUCGCCCUGGCGGCGCUCUGCCUCGCCCUGGUGCGGUCCCGCUCCGACGUGGCCGGCGCCGCGCUCGCCCGCAUGCGCGCAGCCUCCGUCAACCAGGAGGGCGACUUCUCUUGGCCCGUCGAGCAGACUCUGCAGAUCGGGGCCUGGCUCGCCGACGACACUCCCCCGCAGGACUCAUCCCACCGACGCGAACCUCUGCGCCUGAACGUGGGCGAGUUCCGCGCUUCGCUGUACGCCCUGCUGACUCACUGCUACCGCCGGGACCUGAGCGCGGCGGAGCCAGUGGCGAGGUACCUGUUCUACCGAGCGCACCUGCUCGACAUCCACCCCGAGCUCACCUACCUGUCGGUCAAGGCCUUCUCCGCCUUCGGCCAGCUGGCGCGCGACGAGCACCGCGCGCUCACCGUGUCACUCGCCACCUCGGGCAUGGAGCUCACCGACACGCUGGAGCUGCGGCCCGGCUCGCCGCCCGCCUCGCUCGUGCUGCCCAGCCUGCCCACCAAGGUGUUCGUGUACGCGACGGGCGCGGGCUGCGCCACGGUGCAGGGCCUGGUGCAGUACUCCACCUACCUGCCGCGCAGCAGCACGCCGCUGCUCGACCUGUGGGCGGGCGUCGAGGGGGAGAUCCCGCCGCCCAGGAACUCUCUGGAGGAGCUCGAGGGCAAGCAGCCCAUCCUGCGGCUCAAGGCGUGCUUCCGCUGGAAGGGGCAGCGUCCGUCCGGUGUGCUGCGCCUCGACGUGACGCUCUUCUCGGGCUUCGAGCUGCUCGCCAUGAACGGCAUCUCGGUGGAGGACACGGGCAACGAGACGGACGUGCACCACGGCGCGCGCGGCGACCGCGUGUGGGUCGUGCUCAACGACGUGAGCGCGCGGUGCGCCGUGUGCGUCCACUUCGCCGCGCGCUCGUCGCACGUCAUCUCCGGACUGCGGCCCGCCUUCGCGCGCGUGUACCCGUCCGCCCGCUCCGACCUGGCCGCCGAGACCUUCUUCCACACUCACCGCGGGAGCAGCCUGCUGGCCGGCAUCACUGAGGACGACAUCGUCACGUGGUUCGGAAGAUCGGAGGACGCCGGCGAGGUUCAGAUGAGCUCCAACUUUAACGGUAUCUGCGAGUGCGGCAAAAAGUGCUCGAGCGACGCUCAGCCUUCAGCACCUGCGUCACCGGCACCCUCGCGCUCCAGACCCAUCGACGCGGUGACAGUCGCCACGUCGACGGAGGAGAGCGUGACUGCCUCGACAACAACCGCAGAGGAGGUGUCCACCAGCACGGUUGAGACGGACAGCCCCACUACCUCAGCCGCCUCCAGCGCGGUGCCCACAACCAUCACCACCACCGCCACCAUGACCACGAGCGCCACUUCCACGACAUCCACCACCACCACAACUGCAACAACUUCUGCACCCGCUAUCCAGCCGCCGGUCGUGGUGUCUGCACUUCCGGAUCUUCACUACGAAAUCAACCGCCCGCACUCGCAGCAGCCCGAACAGCAGCAGCCGAUCCCUGUAGAGCUGCAGCUGCUCCCGGACGCGAAGCCCUCCUCCCCGCCCACGGCCCCGAGGCCGCAGGUGUUGAGCAGGAGCAGGGCGGCCGUGGCGCACCUGACCUCCACCACGAUCCGCGCCCCGCUCAGGGACCUGAAGGGCAAGAGCGUCCCGGCGAGCCUGCACCACCACCACGCGGCCCCGCAGCCUCCCGUCGCGCCGCAACCCCAGGCCACGCCACAGCCCCACGCCGCUCCACAAGCCCACCCCGCCCUGUCAGCCCCCGCUGCAUUGCCACCUCACCCUGCCCCGCCAACCCACUCGGUCCCGCAACUCCACUCCACACUCCAGCCCCAUGCAUCACCGCAGUCCCACGUCGCCCAGCAGCCCCACACUGCCACGCAACCUCACGUGUCGCAGCAGCCCCACGCUGCCCAGCAACGUCCCCAACAGCCUCCAGCUGCUCCUCUCCGCGCAGGGCCCGACGCCAAGCCCACCGUGUCGGUUGCGUCCACUCCGCGCACCACAUCGACAUCACCCUCCCCCUCCACGACGCUAGCCGCCCAGCGCAGAGCCGACACCGCCGGGACGCAGGCGCCGACAUCAAAGGCGUCGUCGUCGGUGAACGAGCCUCGCAAAGCCAAGAAGAUGGGCAAAGUCGGUAAGAAGGUGGCCGCUGGAGGCGAUGGCGCCAAGAAGUCUGAGGGCAAAACGCCGGACAUUGCCAGGCAAACGCACUCGGUGGCCAUCAACACGCCCGUGCAGGCCAGGGCGGGCCCUGAGAUGACGACGGGGGAGCCUCCAGCUCGAGGCCCGCAGGCCCUGGAGCACGGGCAAGGUGCUGGCGCGGGGGUGGCGGCCGCCGAGCACAACCCCCUGUGGGGUCUGCUCAGGGAGGUCGUCGGCCCGGAGGACGGCAACACAGCGGACGCUGAGGUGAUGCCGAGCACGAUAAGCGAGGAGACUAAAGACGAGGAACAGCAGGACGAGGAUGAAGAAAAGUUGUCUUUCGACUGAGGGGAGAAAGGCUGUGGAAUUGCAACGCAGCGGUGGAAGUGGAAGUGAGAGGAAAACAGCCAUGAUUUGAGAAUCCAGAACGCAUCACUUGAUGUUUGAGUGACACUGUCCCCUUUUCCCCCUGAUUGCAAUAUUCUACUUGCCAAAUAAAAUGGAAACUUUCGCUCAAACUGUAAAUGGAAUUAUUUAGUGUACAGAGAAGAUGUUUUUUUAAGCUGCACUGUGAACAACAAAUUAUUGUUUUAUACCAUAUAUGUGUAAAUGAUAGCAGAAGAGGGAGUCCAGUUAAAAUGUUCUGUAAUUCAGCACCUUUAACUUAAAACAAUUGUACAAUACUAAGUUGGUUUCUUGUUUUACGAAAGCUUUAACAAAUUGAGUACAAUGAACUAGUAGCUAUUUGUACACUAUUUGAAGAUCACAUCUCAGAUUCUUUGCCUCAACAGACAACCAUUAAGUUCUGGUGAACCCCUUUAAAUGCCCUAGUCUUUGACAAUUUUAGUCAUAAUUAAUCAUUUGCCAGCUUUUCAUUAAGGGCUGCAGUUCACUUUUAUUUGCUCCAUAUUUUUCAGUUUAUCUGGUGGGGUUUUGCAUAUAUUUUCCCAAAAACUUCUGCUGAAAAUCCCUACUGUUAAAAUUUAGUAUUAAUGUCAAAUAUCGCAAAACGUCCUUUUCCCUGCCUGUAUGGCAUUGGAUCAUAAGCAAUAUUCUGCCAUUCGCAGAUGCAUUUAGGGAGAUAUGAUGUGCGUAGUUAAUUUAAAAUGGUGUGUGAAUGUGGAAUGAAUGUACUGACUUUAAAUGUGUUAGUGUUAACCCUCUAAGAAUUUUAUUUGUUGGUUGUGUCUCUAUAAUAUAAUCAAGUUGGUACCACAGAAUGCCAUCUUGCCUGGACUGAAAUGGGUACGUUUGUGAUUAUGAAUAGAAGAAAUUUUUAGAAUUACCUGGCUUACAGUUAAAUGUUGCUUGUUUAAUAUCUAAAAAAAAAAAGUUAUGA